CCCCUUCCCCUUCCCCUUCCCCUCCCAGCGCGCCCGCGCGCCCCUCGGCCCUCGGCGAGCAGCUCGGCUCCCCCCAGCGCUCCCAGGGCCCAAAGAUAUGGCAAUGGUAGUUAGCAGCUGGCGAGAUCCGCAGGACGACGUGGCCGGGGGCAACCCCGGCGGCCCCAACCCCGCAGCGCAGGCGGCCCGCGGCGGCGGCGGCGGCGGCGCCGGCGAGCAGCAGCAGCAGGCGGGCUCGGGCGCUCCGCACACGCCGCAGACCCCGGGCCAGCCUGGAGCGCCCGCCACCCCCGGCACGGCGGGGGACAAGGGCCAGGGCCCGCCCGGUUCGGGCCAGAGCCAGCAGCAUAUCGAGUGCGUGGUGUGCGGGGACAAGUCGAGCGGCAAGCACUACGGCCAAUUCACCUGCGAGGGCUGCAAAAGUUUCUUCAAGAGGAGCGUCCGCAGGAACUUAACUUACACAUGCCGUGCCAACAGGAACUGUCCCAUCGACCAGCACCACCGCAACCAGUGCCAAUACUGCCGCCUCAAGAAGUGCCUCAAAGUGGGCAUGAGGCGGGAAGCGGUUCAGCGAGGAAGAAUGCCUCCAACCCAGCCCAAUCCAGGCCAGUACGCACUCACCAACGGGGACCCCCUCAAUGGCCACUGCUACCUGUCUGGCUACAUCUCGCUGCUGCUGCGCGCCGAACCCUACCCCACGUCGCGCUAUGGCAGCCAGUGCAUGCAGCCCAACAACAUCAUGGGCAUCGAGAACAUCUGCGAGCUGGCCGCGCGCCUGCUCUUCAGCGCCGUCGAGUGGGCCCGCAACAUCCCCUUCUUCCCGGAUCUGCAGAUCACCGACCAGGUGUCCCUACUACGCCUCACCUGGAGCGAGUUGUUCGUGCUCAACGCGGCCCAGUGCUCCAUGCCGCUGCACGUGGCGCCGCUGCUGGCCGCCGCCGGCCUGCACGCCUCGCCCAUGUCCGCCGACCGCGUCGUGGCCUUCAUGGACCACAUCCGCAUCUUUCAGGAGCAGGUGGAGAAGCUCAAGGCUCUGCACGUCGAUUCCGCAGAGUACAGCUGCCUCAAAGCCAUCGUGCUGUUCACGUCAGAUGCCUGUGGCCUGUCGGAUGCCGCCCACAUAGAAAGCCUGCAGGAGAAAUCACAAUGCGCACUGGAGGAAUAUGUGAGGAGCCAGUACCCCAACCAGCCCAGCCGCUUCGGCAAACUGCUGCUGCGACUGCCCUCGCUGCGCACCGUGUCCUCCUCUGUCAUCGAGCAGCUCUUCUUCGUCCGUUUGGUAGGUAAAACCCCUAUUGAAACUCUCAUCCGAGAUAUGUUACUUUCUGGGAGCAGCUUCAACUGGCCUUACAUGUCCAUCCAGUGCUCCUAGACCUUGGGCGCUUCCUGCCUGCCCCUGCCCCCACUAGAAACUCAGAGGACUCAUCCGGGCCAAGGACUCCAACGCCUCGGGGACUCUCCGGGUGUGGAGGACCAGGCAGGCCAGGCAGACCAGGCAGGGGAAGGAAUGCUGGGGACAGGAGCAGCCCACCCUGCAGAAAUGCAACUGGAGCUGCAAACCAGGAGAAAAAGAAACUCUUUUAGGAUCAGAUCUAUAAGCACGUUGCAAAGGAAAGAAAAAAGGAUCUUAUGUCUGGUGAGAAAAUGAAAACAUUUUUUGGAAGAGAGGACCAUAAGAAUUUUAAUAAAACAGAAGGAGACCAAUGGACCUUCCAGGAUUUAUUGUGGACGGAUGUGGAUAUAUUCUGUACAGAAAAACAACACAUAUGGAAAUGGACUGAAUCCUAUGUAGAAACACACCACACACACACACACACACACACACACACAUACACACAUACACUGAACAUUGUUAUUCAUUUUGUAAAAUACUAGUCUUUAUUUUCAUUUUUUUGUAAAAUUUAAACAUCGUAUGCGCAUAAAGAAAAAAGGAAACAAGAAUUAGGGGAAAAUAACAUUUUCCAAAUAAUUAUAAAAAAUUUGUCCUGUGUCUAUGUAUCUAUAUCUGUUUUGUAUUUUUUUCUGGUUCCAAACCAGAUUUCCUGUGAUUCUAUACUAAUAAUUUUUGAUAUAACCCUUUGCUUCUUAUAAUGAGUGCGAUAUAUGUUGUCGAGGCUGUUCUUCAAGAAUUAAAAUUGAAGUGAAAAUUUAAACAAAAAUAAAAGAAUUUAGCAAAA
Marmota monax (woodchuck) is the source of this 2177-nucleotide messenger RNA. It is a transcript of the gene Nr2f1, whose product is annotated as nuclear receptor subfamily 2 group F member 1. Gene Ontology annotation, biological process: cell differentiation; anatomical structure development; positive regulation of transcription by RNA polymerase II. The record is from RefSeq and is a predicted model, not a curated record. Gene Ontology annotation, molecular function: zinc ion binding; nuclear receptor activity; RNA polymerase II cis-regulatory region sequence-specific DNA binding. The coding region runs from base 98 to 1372 and encodes 424 amino acids. The transcript is spliced from 3 exons. NCBI's taxonomy places the organism in Eukaryota, Metazoa, Chordata, Mammalia, Rodentia, Sciuridae.